Molecule: messenger RNA, 1725 nt
Organism: Xenia sp. Carnegie-2017
Lineage: Eukaryota; Metazoa; Cnidaria; Anthozoa; Malacalcyonacea; Xeniidae
Product: stress-activated protein kinase JNK-like
Exons: 13
Coding region: 229-1470 (413 amino acids)
Biological process (GO): JNK cascade; protein phosphorylation
Cellular component (GO): cytoplasm; nucleus
Molecular function (GO): ATP binding; JUN kinase activity
Source: RefSeq, a predicted model, not a curated record
AGACUGGGAUAGAGCGAUAUACACGCAUGCGUAGUAGGUGCAACUGGCAACGACGCAAAAGUUGUGUUGACGAGUACGGAGUCUUUGGUUAUGGGUUUUAUCUCCGAAUUUAUAAGUUGUUUGAUAAAAUUUUAGGAAUUUCACCCGAUGUAUAUGGCUAAGACAAUGAACAUGUAGUAUUCUAUCCUCUUGCCGUACUUAUUUUUGGCAAGAGUGUAAUUUUUCAAGAUGUUUUAUUCGACAAUGAUUGGCGAUACGUCAUUCACGGUGCUAAAAAGAUACGAAAAUUUACAACCUAUCGGUUCUGGAGCGCAAGGAAUGGUUUGUUCUGCACAUGAUUCAGAAACAGGGGAAAAAGUUGCCAUUAAGAAACUGAAUCGGCCAUUUCAAAAUGUUACGCAUGCAAAAAGGGCCUAUAGAGAGCUGGUCCUUAUGCAACUUGUCAAUCAUAAAAAUAUUGUCUCAUUGCUGAAUGUGUUUACUCCUCAAGACUCUUUGCAAGAAUUUACUGACUUAUAUCUUGUAAUGGAGCUCAUGGAUGCUAAUUUAUGCCAAGUCAUUUCAAUGGAUUUGGAUCAUGAACGUUUGUCUUAUUUACUCUACCAAAUGCUUUGUGGUGUGAAGCAUCUUCAUGCUGCAGGUAUAAUUCAUAGGGAUCUGAAACCAAGCAAUAUUGUCGUUAAAUCUGAUUGUAGCCUUAAGAUUCUCGACUUUGGUCUUGCCCGGUCAGCGGGUUCAAACUUUAUGAUGACGCCAUACGUUGUGACGCGAUAUUACCGAGCACCUGAAGUGAUUCUUGGGAUGGGCUACAGCGAGAACGUGGACUGCUGGUCAAUCGGUUGUAUAUUUGGUGAGAUGAUUCAAGGACAAGUUAUGUUUGCCGGUGUUGAUCAUAUCGACCAAUGGCAUAAGAUCACCGAGCAUUUGGGAACUCCAGAAGAGGCUUUCUUCGAAAAUCUUCAACCUACUGUUCGUAUGUAUUGCAAGAGCAGACUAAGGCACCGAGGAAAGUCUUUUGAAGAACUGUUUCCCGAUGAACUGUUUCCAAAUGAUUCACCACGUGAUCUUCGAAAAACUGAUGAUGCGCGUGAUUUCUUAACCAAAGUAUUGGUUGUUGAUCCAGCGAAAAGAUAUUCCGUUGACCAAGCUUUACAACACCCCUAUGUAAAUAUAUGGUAUGAUAAAGGAGAGGUACUUGGGCCGGCCCCGAAGAAGUACGAUCACUCAAUCGAUGAACAGGAACACACUGUUGAAGAAUGGAAAACUAUGAUAUAUCAAAAAGUAUUGGAAUAUCAAUCAAAACAUGGUGAUUUAUCUACAAAAUAUCAUCAGAGCUCGAAAGUAAAUGGUGCUGCGGCUGAUUCUGACGGUCAGGAGGCUACAUCAGGAGGAAGAAAGAAUUCAACUAGACGCAAAAAGGAAUCUUUUUCUUCAAGAAUUCGUCAGAUGAUAAAGGGUGAUGGCCAUUGAAGAAAUACUAUUGGUGUUAUUAAAAUGUCUGGGAAUUUUUCCCUCAAUUGAAACAGCGUUGUAUUGAACGCAAAUUUUACUGAAGCAUACGUAGAAUUUAUUAAUUUAAUGGUGAAUAGGAAUUUUGCGAUUGAUUAAUGGCAAAUAAGGCAGAAUACUGUUGUAAAUCGAUACAUAGUUUUCAUCUCAUGAAAUGACUUUAAAUUUCUUCAUGGAUGAUCCACAUAAUGAAUUAAAAUUUAAUUUAUACUUCAA